UGCCGAUUACUGGAUUUAAGUUUUUCACGUGCAUUUAUUUUGUUUGUAUAAUAAAUAAGUUUUAUGAAAUGAAUGUUGAAUUAUAUUAACUAUCACAAUGAGUAAACAUAUAAGAUUUGAAGAAAAUAUAUUAGUUGAUGAAGACUACACAAAUUUUGGAAAAGAAGACAAAAACGCGGACCACAAGAAAGGUUAUGGUAUAGCCAGGAAUUUUGCUGAAUCUCUUGAUUAUGGAGAGAAAAAGAAAUGGUAUAAGCAGUUGCCCGAAGAACCAUCCACAACUACCAAAACAUUGUCACAUUUAGAGCUAGAAGCAUGUAAAAAAGAAGCAAGUAGUGCUUUACAUGGUGACACAUUGGCAUAUGAAACAAAAGCCAGUAAAUCAGGGACUUCUGAUUAUCAAUGGGCUAAAACACUUUUAAAUAAAGGUACUAUUGGAGACAGAGUGGCUGCAGCAACUAUCCUUAUACAGGAUAAUCCGGUACACAAUUUAAAUGCAUUGAGGAAUUUAGUGAAUAGUGUGAAACCAGCUAAGAAGAAAGAUGGUAUUGUUAUAAUAGAUGCGCUGUCAGAGCUUCUUAUAUCAGAAUUAUUAAUACCUGAUGUAAAAUUGCGAACAUUUGAACAACAUCCAUUAGGGCAUUUGGAUGAAAUGACAUCUGGCAACAAACAAGCACGCAGGAAUAUUCUUAAAUUAUGGUAUUAUGCAGAUCAGCUAAAGGAAUUAUAUGGAUCAUAUGUGGAAGCUUUAAACAAAUUCGCCCAUGAUUCUGUAGAAGCUAACAAGGAGAAGGCUGUUAGUGCCAUGUCAUACCUCUUGAUGCAUCAUCCAGAGAGGGAAAAGAUGCUACUAUCAAAUAUUAUAAACAAACUUGGUGAUCCAUCCCAGACCGUUGCAUCAAAAGUGAUCUAUCAUUUAUGUCAGUUAUUGUACAAUCAUCCUAACAUGAAAAAUGUGGUUUUGGCAGAAAUUGAGAAAAUGCUGUUUCGGCCAAAUAUAUCGCCGCGUGCGCAGUACUACGGUGUAUGCUUUUUAAAUCAAUUUUAUUUGGGUAAAGAUGAUUCCAAGAUAGCUGAAGGCCUAAUACGGAUAUAUUUUUCAUUCUUCAAGGCAUCAAUUAAAAAGGGUGAAAUCGAUUCGCGUCUGAUGUCAGCCAUUUUGACGGGUGUCAAACGUGCCUACCCUUUCGCGGAUAAAGAGAGGUUGAUAGACACCUCUGCUCAUAUCGACGCUAUUCACAGGUUGGUGCACUUGGCUGGAAUUAACGUGGCCAUACAUGCGCUGGCGCUUCUAUUUCACGUCAGCGAUACGUCGCAAGGUAUUAGUGAUAGAUAUUACUCGGCGCUAUACAAGAAACUAAUCAAUCCAGAGAUAUUCAGCACGGCCCAUUCCGCUCUGCUCUUCUCUCUUAUAUACAAGUCGUUGAAGCAGGACAAAAAUGUGGACAGGGUUGUCGCAUUCGUAAAACGGUUGUUGCAAUUAUGCUGUUAUAUGACGCCCGGCCAAGUCUGUGGUAUGCUGUUUUUGGUGUCACAAGUUUUGAAGGACGCAAGCAAAAAGGAUGCUCUCAAUUUGACAUGGACAAAAAAGGAGGUUAAGGCAGAAAUGGAAAAUUCCGACCCGGUAGAUCUGGAUGGAGAGGACUUAGAAACGUCCAAAGAAGAAUCACAAACUGAAGAAAAUGUUAACGAUACAGUUGAAGAAAUUGAAGAGAAGAAAGAGAAUAAGAAAAUAGAUUUACUUAUAGGAGAUAAGAAAGAUCUUUUAAUAGAUGACGAAGAAGAAUCGUACGUAGAUCUAAAGAUAGAUGAGGAAGGUAACAUAAAACCAAAAAAGAGAGCCGCUUCCUCUGUCAGCGGAUCAUGGUAUCAUGCAAAAGUGAAAACUGAAGACGUACAGGAUAAAGAAGUAGAGACCAAGAUUCAACUUAAAAAAACAAUUAAUAUGGAAAGAGUAAUCUCCGAAUACAACCCUUUCGCCCGGAACCCGGCCUUUUGUGGCGCCACCCGUAGCGCGUACUUGGAGUUGCUGCCAUUGGCAGCGCACUUUCAUCCUACAGUCAAAUUGUUUGCUGAGAAACUUAUCAAUAGUCAAAUAAUUCAAUACCAAGGCGAUCCGCUAAAAGAUUUCUCCGGAAUUCGAUUUUUGGACCGUUUCGUAUUCAAGAACCCGAAGAAACAAGCAGUCAAUCAGGAAGAGGGGCAGCUGAAGAAAGUUAAAGGGUCUCAUCCCAAAUUUGCUGUCAGAAAGAAUUAUGUGCCUAAAGGACUAAGGAGUAUGCCCGUGAAUUCGUCUACGUACCUAAACGAGGACGUUGCUAAGAUUCCUGUUGAUGAGAAGUUUUUAUAUGAAUUCCUCCAAAAGCGUCGCAAAGACACAGAAUCUGAUGACGAAAGCGACAACGAUUCGGUGACGAGUGAGGACUUCGAGAAAUAUCUUGAUUCCGUCACUGGAACUAAAGCUACAGAAUCUGACGAAGAAAUGGACUUUAUGUCUGAAAUGCAAGCGUCGUUACAAAAGAAGCGUAAAAAGGGUGAAGAGGGAAGUGAUGAAGAAGUUGAUGAUGAGGGUGCUGACGAUGAAGAUAUCCCGGGUGGUGAUUUAGAUGACAGUGAUGGUGAACUUGAUAUUUCUGGUGAUGAUGACGAACCCAUGUUGUCCGGUGAAGAUGAAGAUGAACUACAAUUGGAGAAUAGAGAUGAUGAUGGUGACAUUGUUGAUGUUCCUGGAAAGAAAUUUGGCAAGACCAAGAAGUUGAAACUUAAAGGAGGCGACGAUCUCGGUUCCUUAUUCGCGUCAGCAGAGGAAUUUUCAACUCUCCUAGAAGAAACGGCUACAAACAAAAAACAGGGAUCGAGUCAAGCUGUCUCAAACACAGACAAUUCCAGUGUAAAACAACUAGCGUGGGAAGAAAAUCGCGAUAGAUGGAUAAAAGGCUAUAAUAAAAAUAUUCUUGGUAAGAAAACUAACAAGAAACGCUUUAACAAGACCAAGGGUACUAAAAUGGCAGACAAAAGUGACAAACGGAAAGGCGGGAAAACAGAUGGCGCUGGUGGAAAAAAGAGAAAAACUCGAUAGGUUUAAUAAAGUUUGACGAAUGUA
Messenger RNA from Pieris brassicae (large cabbage white), 3103 nucleotides. RefSeq names its product CCAAT/enhancer-binding protein zeta (gene Noc1). Lineage: Eukaryota; Metazoa; Arthropoda; Insecta; Lepidoptera; Pieridae. Bases 98 to 3079 code for a protein of 993 amino acids. The record is from RefSeq and is a predicted model, not a curated record. The transcript has 21 exons. Gene Ontology annotation, cellular component: nucleus.